Messenger RNA from Plasmopara halstedii, 228 nucleotides. RefSeq lists its product as uncharacterized. The record is from RefSeq and is a predicted model, not a curated record. Lineage: Eukaryota; Oomycota; Peronosporomycetes; Peronosporales; Peronosporaceae. Bases 1 to 228 code for a protein of 75 amino acids. The transcript has 3 exons.
AUGAUGAAUAAAGAAUGCAUUUCUUGUAAGCGGGAUGACGACACGAAGCACCAAAGCGCCGUGAAGAACAUCGGCUGCGAAGCAAGCUACCUAUGCGUGGAUGCCUGCAUGAAGCUUAACAACGGUCGCGUCUCGGCUUGCACAGAGGAAUGGGAAGAAUUCCGUAAAUGCUUUGAGCAAGGCAAGGCAGCGUCCGAGAGUGGAGCCAAGAAUCAAAGAGACCACUGA